AGCAGCCCGGCACUGCACAGGGCCACAGACUGCACAGGCUGCUGCCGCCGCCGCCGCCUCCAACGCAACGGAACGAUCGAUUCCAUCAAAACAACACACACACGUAAAUGUGCCGCCUCUUCUGCUGCUGCUGCCGUUUCACCCGGUAACUGACCACCUCCAAGACCGCCGCCUCCACCGCCUCCUUGCUGACUUGUACGGUCGCCUAUAGCCGCCUUCCAGUCGACGGCCAAGAUGACGGAGACAGUCAAUUGUACAGGAUUCCCGACCAGGUCUGGCAGACUACUCAGAAGAAGAUUCAUAUGGAGUCUUGGCAUCCUCAUCUACGCUUUAGUUCACAUCACUCUUCAAGAAAGUCCACCUGACACAAAAAUUAAAUCUGUUAGUGCAACAAGCACAAGUACCUCGUCGGAAGGCAUAGUUUACUACCGACAGCGGCGACAGAACUGCACACCCCCCGCCAUCGAGCAGUUCCCCCGGCCGUCGAUGGGCCCCUGGUGGCGCAAGCAUGGCGGCCUCAUCUUCCACAUACUCAUCUGCGUCUACUCCUUCAUCGGACUCGCCAUCGUCUGCGACGAGUACUUCGUCACGUCUCUGGAUAGAAUAUGCGAAGAGUUUAAGCUGAGCCCAGACGUGGCGGGCGCGACAUUCAUGGCGGCAGGGUCGUCGGCGCCCGAGCUGGCCACUGUGGUGAUCGGCGUGUUCUUCGCCAAGGACGACAUCGGCGUGUCGGGUGUGAUCGGCUCGGCUGUCUUCAACAUCAUGUUCGUCAUCUCCAUCUGCGCCAUGUUUGCAGGCACUGUUUCCUACCUCAACUGGUGGCCGCUCUGUCGUGACUGCUUCUUCUACGCCCUCAGCAUCCUCAUCAUGCUCUGCGUCAUAUUCGACGAGAAAAUAUCCUGGAAAGAGAGUCUAUUCAUGCUGAUCACGUACGUGGGCUACUGUGUAGCACUGGCCUACAACAAGAGCCUGGAGGAAUGGGCGCGACAACUGCCGAUCCCCUGUCGCGACCUGAAUCAGGUGACGGCCGAACAAGAGGACCAACACCUGGUCACCUACAGGCACCUGGACGACAAGCAGCAGGCCGGAGGCGGUGACAAGGUGCUGGACUUUGGGUCGACGGGCGGCACCAACCAAGUGACGUCACCCGGGCAACAGCAGCCGCCUCCAGUCCCACCCCCACCUCAGCCUAAGCCCGAUUACUACAAAGCCAAGGAGCCUGACGCUAAUCAGAUAAACCCGCUGAUUAAACCAGAGAAUGCGGACAUGAGUACAACAAUCCAGUGGGGAAUCUGCGUGCCAGUGCACUACAUGUGCCAGAAAACAAUGCCUGAUUGCAGAACCGAGCAGUAUCGCAACUGGUACCCCUUCACAUUCGUUAUAUCCAUGAUUUGGAUUUCUUUCUAUUCGUACAUCAUGGUGUGGAUGAUCACUGUUAUUGGCCACACUCUUGGAAUACCGGACACAGUGAUGGGACUUACUUUUGUGGCCGCUGGUGUGAGCGUGCCUGAUGCACUUUCCAGUUUAGCUGUUGUCAAAGAAGGUUACGGUGAUAUGGCGGUUUCAAAUGCAGUUGGAAGUAACGUGUUUGACAUUUUGAUCUGCCUCGGACUACCAUGGUUCAUACAAACCGCUCUCAUCAGACCAGGCAGUCACGUCAAUGUCUACAGUAAAGGCUUGACCUACUCCACACUAUCGCUGCUCUCUACUGUAAUAUUCCUGGUGAUGGCAACACAUAUGAAUGGCUGGAAACUGGACAAGAAGUAUGGUACAAUUUUAAUGCUAUGGUACCUGUUCUUCAUUGGCUUUGCAUCGUUGUACGAGUUGAACGUGUUUGGAUAUAUGAACCCACCAGAGUGUGUCAGCGAUUACUAGAUAGAUGUACCGUAUAUACAUAAAAAAUUCGUUGACGAUUAAAUUAAGCAGAAAAUGACUAGAACUUGUUACAUAUUCUAUUGUUUACACUCUGUGUGUUCAAAUUAUCACUAUAUUAUAAAAAAUAAUGCAUGUGCCAAGAAAUGUAUGGAAAUCAAUUUAGAUGCCAUUCUCUAAAUGAAUAUACAGUUUUAUUUUCAUAGAUGUUCUAUUUAUAUAGCACACAUUAUAAGAUGUUUGUAUAGAUGUAACUUACUAUGGAGGCUUUACAGUUCAAUGUAAAUACGGUAUUUCAAAAAUUAAAUUUCAAGAGUAAAUGUGUUGAUAAGGAUUUUGAUCCAAGUGGGUGGAAAGCUAUGAUUUUUUUCGCCAGAGUUUGAUUGCUAUUAUAAUCUGGUAAGUAAGAUAUAUUAUGUACGUGAAAAAGAAUAUUGAAUAUAACUUGAAACUACUAAAGUACUAAUAUUAAAAUUUUAUAAAACCAACUGUGAAGUAUUUGAGCAUGAAAAAUAGAAAGAAUAAGAAAUAUAUAUAUAAAGAAAAAACUUUCUUAUCCAAGAAGCCCCAAACGCAUUAUUUAUUCACAUAUUACCUGAUCAAUAUAAAUUAAUACAGUUUGAAAGUAUUAUGAAGCAAUUCACUAUCUCAUUUUGUUUUAUAGCAUGAUUGAUUUACAGUAGGUACCUUCUGCAAUCCAUGUUAUAUCUACUGAUGUAAGUAAGUACUACAAAUUAUUUUGUAAUACAGUCAAUAUAUAAUUCGAAUAAAGCAAUUAAAAUUGAAUAACUUUGGUAGAAUAAAGUUCGAAUUAUAAUCCUCCAAUCAAUAAAACAUGUGCAAUAAUGUAACGUCAAUUAAUAUGAGCUAACAUUCAACUUUUUGUCCUAAAAUAUUAAAGAGUAUGUGUUCAUACUCAAAUAAUUUGUGUUAUCUUACUGUGAGAAUUGGCAUUCAGCCAACAAGAGCCAGCAAUUAUAUUAAUAUUAUUUUUAUGAUCUAGGUUUUUAGACAGAAUGAGAGUCCAUAUUAUCAAAUUCAAUCUUAUAAAAUUAUAAUAGACAAAUAUAUAUCUGCAAUCAGGCAUAAAAUACCCUACGAAACUGUAAUGAGAAUGAUGGUGAUUUUGUUUGAGAUAAAGUUUUGUAAAACAUAAAAACUAAGAGAGGAGAAGUAUUCAAUAAGUAGACAGGAAGCUUCAUCAGCUUAGAACUCGAUUGAAGCCAAUAACAAAUAAGCUUAUAAAUAGUAUAGGUUUCAUCAUAUCAAAAAAGUAAUCUAUUGUCCAAAAUCGUCCGACAAUAUUGAAUGAAAUAAUUUUCAUAUAAACGGUGGGAUCGUUACCCUCUUAGUCAUAUUGCAUAAAUUGAUAAAAAUCAAGUAGGUUAUCGGUAGCGUAUUCCGGGGGGUACCCAACUAUUUCAAUAAUAUCGUUUGUUAUUCAUGUGGACAUCGCAGUAGGCUAUAUUAUUUGAUAUCUGCUCAUGAAAAAUGAUUAGGAUAAUGAUCAGAAUAUUUUCCCCGAUAAAAUAGUUUACCCUUGUGAAAUUUUCAAUCCGAUCAGCCUGUAAUACAAUAUUUACAAUAUUUAUAACAUAUAAAAGUGAAUAGGUAUCACAAUUUCAGAUACAUCCAGUCUUCAAGUAUGCGAAUUCAAAUUUUUUUGCCUUAGGAUUUUGGGGCCUUGUGUGUAGUCGAUUGACUCUGAAUGAAGUUUACACAGGUUUUUUUGUAUGUCUUGAUAAAGCUCUGUAAAAAAAUGAGUAUAAGUUACCUACGCAGUUAGGUCACAAUCAAGUCCUAAAAAUGUAUUUGUAACUUAAAUAUAGCCUAUUUGUAAUUAUAUUUACACUAUUGAUAACGAUUCGGAUUUGAAUAUUCAGAAAAACCAUUCAAUACGAGUUCAGUUCAGGGAUUCAUUAAGCUUUCAGUAGAGAAUGAAGUAGCCUACAUGAAUCAAUACACUUACUAGUAUAAUAAUUAUGUUAAUAUUAUCUUAAAUUAAAAUGUACUUUGUGAUGAUAUUGAACAUCUCAUUAAAGUUACCAACUGUAGGUAGUAUUCAUAUUGAAAUAUAAUUGCGCCUUCAUAUACUGGUACCUAAAAUUUAUUUAACAUUAGACCUAUGGAAGAAUACUUUGCAGCUUCUGUUAGUUCAGAUUUUAUUGCCAUCGCUGUAAAUUAGAGCAUCUUUAGAGGUGUGAUAGAUCAACCACACCACACUGUAAUACCACAGUAAACGUAUUCUCAUUAGGGUAAAACCAAAUAAUAAAAACCAAUGAUAAAGCUCGUGCCAUCGUAAUUGCAUUUAGUGUUUAAUGUGUUAUCGAUUAUUAUAAUUAUUAAAGAUGAGAUUCUAAGAAUCGUAUUAUAUUUUUGAAGUUUUCCAGUACCAAAAGCAUUUAAGAAAAUAUUUUAAUACAGAACUAUUGGAUUUUCAACAACGAAUCCAUGACAGAGAUUAACAGUUUGUAACAAAUCCUUCAUCUUUAGGAAACUCUUUUAAAAAAUAGAUUUUCUUGGGGUAUUUAUGAAUUAGGUACUACUCUAUCUUUUUCCAGCUUCAACUUUCGUGAGUGUAGGCUACCGUACAUCACAAUUAUAUCAUCAAAAGCUGAAUAAUUUGUGUAACAACCUUAUAUCUGAUGACAUUCUAUUAUUAAAACAAAAUAAAUAAAAAUCGGAUCCAGGUUCAAGUAGGCUGCUUGCUGCUAUCUAGGCGAUGUCUUUUUUUAGAUUUAAGAUAAAACCAAAAAUGUAAGAAUUUUCAUUUUGAUACAUCCCCGAUCAGAGUUCAUAAUAUAGCAAAAGUUAGUUUUUUACCUAUUCUAUCCACAGGGAAAAAACACCAAACAGUUCUUUAUUAACAUUAGUUGUAGGCCUAUAGGUAAUAAAAGCUUAACAGCCAUCUCCAGGAGCAAAAGCAUCUCCAGCAAAAAUCAAAAUAAGUUAUAUUUUUCAAAUAUUACCGAUAGAAAACUGUCAAUAAUAAAUUACAAUGAUAAGUUUAGAAUAUUGUGAACGUUGGUAUAAAAAUCGUCAUUAUUAAAACACAUAUAUAAUGGAUUAUUACUACAACAAAUCGCACUUAAAAAAUAAGAAAUACUAAUCUUACUGGACAUAAUAGCAAAACCAAGUUUUUUUUAUUUCCUCGAUUAUCAUUAAGAUUAAGAAGUUCAUGACAAUAAUUGACAAGCCUUAAAAGUAAAAUAUCCAUUAAAUUUACUAAAUACUAGUAAGCUUAUCCAAUUAUUGUUGCAAUAAAAAUGUAAAUUAUAGAAUGAAAGUAAUAUAUUUCACAGUAGGCUUACACAUAAGACAUUACAUUAUUCAUUAAUGAUGUAAUUGUAUUUAAGGUUAUUAGGUGUGAAUAAUUGAAUAUUACUUAAUUUCAACUUAUUCAAUUUUAUUGUUGAAAGUGACUUAAUAUGUUACCGGUAUACAAAAUUACAGGUUCUGAAAUGCUGUACGAUAAAAGAGUAGGCCUAUGAGAAGGCUUUUUGAGCAUUGUAUGGAGUAGGCUCUAGUCAUAUUUACUAGAGCAUACAAUGAGAACAAACUUUUAGAUUAAGAAAUAACAAAUAGAUGUACUUAUAUCAUUUCCAAUACAAUGGAAUAAUUGAGAUUUUUCAAGUUUUUUUCAAGCUAAUGAAAAGUUGAUUUAAGCUAGACUACUGAAUAUUUUUUGUGAAGAUAUACAUCCUCUCUGACUAAUAUUACUGAAUGGUAUAUUAUUAGCUUGGUGUAUGAAGAUUUUCCAGUUUCAAAACAACUAGGAUCACGGAAGCGAGUCGUUAAAAACUUUACAGGAAUACAAACACACAAGAAUUUUCAAUAAUGCCACCUAAAACACUCUUUGAAGAUGAUGAGUAUUUUCUUCUCAAAACAAAGAUAUUACAUUUAUUCUUAAGAUUUGCUAGACACGUCAUUGACUGUUUAUAACUCAAAAAAUGAAUAACUACUAAAUUUAGCUGACAUUGCUGCUUUUACUCCUGUCAGAUUCUGUUGCGAUGUGCUCUAUUUUUUAUGCAAAAAUGUAUUUAUUUGAUACAUCUUAUUUUAUAAAUGUUUAUUUGAAUAAAAAAAGCUUUCUGCAAUCAAUGGAAUAAUAUUUUGAAAAUUGUUAUUCUGUUUAACCGUUUCAUGCUUUUAUACAGAACCUUAUUAAAACAUAGCCCACUGUUAAUACUUGUAGUGUGUUAAUACUUGAAGUAUUUAUAAUUAUUAUUCAAUUUGUACUUUUUAGGCCAUUUUAGUAGCUUAUUUGUAUUCAUUUGCAUUUUUUUUAUUUGGCUGCAUACGGUACUUUUCCGGAGAAACUGAUUUUUUCACCCCUGCACCAUCUCAUUCUAUAAAACUUCGAAUUUUCUUUUCAUUUGAUUUUCUAGCUGUUAUUUUAGCCUUUACAAACAUAAUUCAUGCAUUUUGAACCGACAAUAAUUACCUGCAGAACAUCUUCAACUUGAAGAUUUCACCUGUAGCCGUAGACUAUAUAGCCUGCCAUUAAGAAUCAAGUAGCUUUUUCGGUGUGUGAUGUUUCAUUGUUCUAUUCUAGUAUAGUGAACAAAUGCAAUUUCUAAUUUAUUUCCAUCUGUACACUAGUAUAGUGAACAAAGGUAAACAAGUUAUUUCAAUAAUUUGGAAUCCAACGAUUGUUUUAUUAAUAAGCGUGAACUUACAAUGACAUGAAGUUACAAAAAAUAAAACAGAACACCAUCGCAAAUAAUUGUUAUGUUAAUUAGGCUAUAUUAUAGCUAAAGUCGGGCAUGAAAUAAAUAAAAUGUACCAUAUAUAUUGGGAUGCUUCUAUAUAGGAGGCGUAGAAACAAUAAGGAUUCAAUCUCACAAUUAUUUCCCGAAAACUUGUAGAAUCUGACUGCUGGCUACGAUGAUUAAUACAAAUAAGAUGGUAGUUUCAUCAAUAUACUAUGGUGAAAGCUUUGUGAGAACCAUUUUAUAGAGCGCUAUUAUUAAAAAAAAUCAACAAUCAAUUACAUGGAUUGGAAAUUAUUACUAUGAGGUUACAAACAUAAUGAGUUCAGUAGACUCUUCCACCUGUAGAUGAGUGACAAGAUAGACUGUUUACUAAUAAAUACGGAAAGUCAAAGAAUUCAUUCAACGGCUCUAAAAAAGUUAUAGUUUCCAUUGAGAUGGAUAUUGCGGAAUUGAUACGCCGUAGCUUUAAUAGUAGCCUAAACUUGCUUUCCAAUGAUUUUAAGAUGUUAUCAUAUAUAUAUAUAUAUAUAUAUAUAUAUAUAUAUAUAUAUAUAUAUAUAUAUAUAUAUGGAUGAAGUAUAAAUAAAUGAAAACUAUAUAAAAUGCAUUGUGAAUAACAUGAUUAUUAAUAACAACGGCUACUUUCAAUUUGCACCUGUAGAUGGGAUAAGUCCAGAAAUACAUAGUACUUUUAAUUAUUUUUAAUGGUUUUAUAAUUUGAAAAAGUCAAUUCUUCUUAAAACGGAAGUAAAAGGUGUUUUCUGAAGAAAGAUUCUAUUUCAAUUUAUUUCUAUUUUAAGUUAUAUAUACGGUUUACAAGUUUAUAGCAGGAUAAAAAAUAACAUACCAGAGUCGAGACAAUUAUUGCUCUAUAGACUAUCUAUCAUGAGGAAAGCAGUGUUAUACAACUGUUGUUCUUAGAGAGAACUGUUGUUCUAAAGAAGUUUAGAGAGGGUUGUAUAAAAGCGAAAGAAUAAAAUAAUAAUUAAUAAUAUUUCACAUUCUAAUAUAAAAUAUUUAAUAUAAAUCAUUUUCACCAGAAAUUGAAACAUCUUAUUUUUUACUGAACAGCUAUGUGGUAACUUCUAAUAUUAUCAAUUUCAAUUUCUUGAUUCAUCUUUUUCAUGACCUGAUUUUUAGAGGGAUAGAGAUGCAUAAGAGUAGGAUUUUCUUUUACAUAUCAAAGUUUAGAGGUGUGUUAUAAUGAGAUUAGAUUAAUAUUUUUCUGGGCUUUGAAGAUAAUAUCUAAAGCCUAUACAAAUAAGAAACAUGAUGUUAUAUUGUAAAUAGGUGUUAUUUUUUUCUAAAUUACUAUAUAAUUAGAUAAUAUUAAAUUAUUGAUUGUGACUUUUUAAAAUAGAGUUUGCAGAUUUCAGCAAAUAUCAGAAACUUUGCUUAUAAUAAUUACUGUAAGUGAUUAGAAAUUAUACGAAAUGAGCAAGAGAUUCAAAUGAUAAUUUCAAGUUGAUGUUCGCUUUUUUGAUGUAGAAUUUUAAGACAUUCAGAACCAUAAACCCGAUGGGAGAUGUUCGACUAACUCAUUAUUCCAGGUGUUAUUACUGGUUUAUACAUUGUUGUACGGUAUGCUUAUUAUAUUUCUAUUGUUAAUGUUGAAUGUCUGAGAUUCUUCUUGAAUUUUUAUCUUCAUGUCUGUACCAUAUCAGUGAUCCAUGUGAAGUGAUUAAGAGUGAGGUUACUAAUCUGAAUUAGAGUCGAUAAAGAUAUGAAUGAGGUGCUUGUUUCAAGAGAAUACUGUAAUGCUAUUAUAUUGUUUCAAAUAUUACAUUUAUGAAAUAUUGUGUCUGUAUAAAUGGUUGAGAAAGCUCCAAAUAAGUAAUGUUCAUGUAAUUGAUUCACUGUUAUUUAAAAUGAAAAUAAAUACAAGAGGUGUUUCCGCCCUACAAA
Molecule: messenger RNA, 8492 nt
Organism: Nilaparvata lugens (brown planthopper)
Lineage: Eukaryota; Metazoa; Arthropoda; Insecta; Hemiptera; Delphacidae
Product: probable sodium/potassium/calcium exchanger CG1090
Exons: 9
Coding region: 235-1875 (546 amino acids)
Biological process (GO): calcium ion transmembrane transport; intracellular calcium ion homeostasis
Cellular component (GO): membrane
Molecular function (GO): calcium channel activity; calcium, potassium:sodium antiporter activity
Source: RefSeq, a predicted model, not a curated record